Messenger RNA from Kwoniella shivajii, 2361 nucleotides. RefSeq lists its product as uncharacterized. NCBI's taxonomy places the organism in Eukaryota, Fungi, Basidiomycota, Tremellomycetes, Tremellales, Cryptococcaceae. The coding region runs from base 1 to 2361 and encodes 786 amino acids. Gene Ontology annotation, cellular component: exocyst; membrane. The transcript has 14 exons. Gene Ontology annotation, biological process: intracellular protein transport; Golgi to plasma membrane transport; exocytosis. The record is from RefSeq and is a predicted model, not a curated record.
AUGAUACGAAAACAAAGACCGACGUUUACCAGCUCUGAGCUGGAGAUGCAGCUGCAACAAAUCAACCUCGACCCCACCUCGUCUACAACGGAAAACCUUGAAGCCCUAGCACCGUUGAUAAAGUCUAUUCAAGAUACGGAUUCUGAACAGCUGUAUCUCAGAAGUCUGGAUAAAUUUGUGGAGGAAAAAGAAAGGGAGAUCGAGCAGAUAUGCCAGGAGAAUUAUGAGGAUUUUGUAUCCUCCGUCUCAACAUUGCUUACAAUACGACAAGGGAGUGGACAUUUACGACGUAGGAUAGGGGAGUUGGAUGGUCAAAUGGGGGACGUUGGAAGAGCUUUAGGCGAGAAGAAACGGGCAUUAUUGGAGCAAAAGAAAGUAGCAAGGAAUAUGGAUGAUGCGAUUGAAACUUUGCAAACCUGUUUAAGGCUGUUAGAUCUGGUGCAUAGGGUAGGGGAGAUGAUUCGUGAAGGUAAAUAUUGGGGUGCUCUAAGAUCAAUCGAAGACCUGUUGCAUCUGACUCCCCCUUCGAUAUCGCAGACGCCUUUUUACGCUCAUAUAUUAUCAUCUCUGCCUUCUUUGAGACUAUCGAUCAAACACGCUGUCACUGCCUCAACAAAAUCAUGGUUAUUUGAUGUGAGAGAAUCAGGUGCAAAAGUAGGUAAAUUGGCUUUGGAACAGAUGGCUCAGAGGAUAAAGAAAUGGCGUACAAGACGUGAAAAGGAAGGCGGUGUGAGGUUGGCCAGAGUAGGUGGACCCAUGGAGUUGGUUCACAAUGAAAGAGUCGAAUUCGAUGCAUUGGAUAACGAAGAUAUCAAGGUCGAUUUCAAACCUCUAUAUCAAUGCAUACAUAUUUAUGAAGCUUUAGAAAGUAAAUCCGAACUGCAAAGGAGUUAUCAGGAAGAUCGAAAAACGCAAGCGACUCUCAUUCUUACGUCUCGAUUAUCGACCACACCCGAAACGCUGCUUUCAACUUUGCCUCUGUUAAUGCAAGAACUCGUAGGAUUUUUCAUCAUCGAAUCGCAUCUUUUACGUACCAUGCCUGAUUUCAGGACGCAACGUGAUGUCGAUGAGUUGUGGGACGAGAUGUGUAGAAGAAUAGUCGAAGUCGUUGGCCAAGGUCUGAAAGGGUGCAGCGAACCUGAGAUCUUCUUGGAAAGCAAAACGAAUGUAUUGUUGUUUGUCCAGACCUUAGAAGGGUACGGAUAUAAUAUCACUGAGCUCAAUGGACUCCUCAUUACUCUUUUCGAGAGAUAUUCUGAGCUCCUUUUGAGAAAAUUCAGUACCGACUUUGAUCAGAUCGUCUCGGAGGAUGACAAUCAACCUAUGAUGGUGAAUGAUCAAGAAGAAUUCGAUCAAGUAGCUGGUGUAUGCUGGUUAGCCCCCGGAGAGAUGGAAUCGCUGGCUAUGCAAGGAUUCCCUCAAGCUAUGCCUUUCUCCCAGACUUAUCCAAUGUGCUGUAUCAAUAUCCGAAAUUUUGUCGACCAAUUCUACCAAUUUACCGACGGUGUCGCUCAACAACAUCUGGAUAUUGAUGAGGUAUUGAGAAAGUCACUCGACGGACUACUCUCCGAUCAUGUAUCAAAACAAAUCGCAAGGAGAUUACAAGCGAUGUCGAACUUAUCUCAAAUAGCUCAAGUGGUCAUCAAUCUUGAACACUUCAGCACUGCAUGUGACGAGCUCGAAGGUGUUCUGAUGAAUCUCAGGGCAUCGCAACGAGGUGGCCCAGUGCACCUGACAUCUUGCAAAUCAUUCUCGGAAACCCUGGCGGCUGCCGAAAAACGUAUAGACAGCGUCAUCAAUUCAAAACUUGAAUCUUUCUUCGAAUUAGCAGAAUAUAAUUGGUUACCUACAAGACCUCAAUCGACAGCAGCCGAACCUUCGACAUACGUUUUCGAAAUGAUCACUUUCUUGACUGCUUAUGUGGAUAGUGUAUUAAUCGGAUUGAAUGAAGGUGUUAAGACAAGAGCUUACCAGAAUGCCCUGGGAAGAAUAAACAAGUGGCUGAUGGAAACGCUAUGCGGUAAGGAUGUUACCAGAUUCAACGAAAUGGCUUUGGCAAGCGUAUUAGCAGACGUCACUUUCAUUGAAGCCGAAAUCAGAAGACUGGAUAAACCAGGGCUUGACAGAGUAUUUGAUGAGGUUAAGCAUACCAUAAACAUCAUUCUAUCCGAUGCAGUCUCGGCGUAUAUGGAACCUUCGAUUCGAUCAAUGUCAUAUUCUUCAGUCAGACCUAUCAGAUUAGCUGUCAUGUUAGCUAAGCUGGGUAAAGCUCAUGCGUUGGGAGGUGUUCAAAGCAGUAUGAUGAAAGCUGAACGAAGAAGACGAGAAGCUGAUGAGGUCGCUAAGUUGGCUGGGAAAUAG